GGUAUCUGGGCGGUCUUCCGUCCCCAGCGUGUGUGUCUGUCUGUCUGUCUCUCUGUCUGAUCCGCCUUCUGCAGCCUGCCUUCCGGCCCCAGCGCACCAAGUCUUUAGUCUGCCCUUUCACUGACGCUGAGUGUGUUUAGCGGCCUUAGCUGCUAGCCCGCCUGAGACCGGCCAGGCAGCCGGCGGAGGAAUACACGUUUGGCCCCUGUCCAGGUUAAGAGAAUUUUAAGCCAGUAGGAGCUCGAGGCCUAUAUUUAUGCUGAAAACGGGUCUCGAGGCCUCUGUAAGCCAAUGCGAGAUGUGGGGGGCCCAGCCAGCUGCUUGAUGAUUUCUUACAAUUAAAUGAGGAACAGAGAAUUUCUUUCUUACUACUGGCUUUUAAAACAGAUUUUAAAUCUUAAUGUGUGGAAAUUAUAAGUUCUUUAGGUAGAACAGAUUCGUUAUUGGGAUGCAUUGUUGUCUGAUGUGUUUGUUCUGAGUCCGCUGACCAGCUGUUUCUGAACUUCAUUUUCUCAGCCUCAACAGUGAUUCUGAAACUGCUUUUAGCUUCCUUCGCCUUGGCUUUCUUCUUUUUGUGAACAGCUGCUUGGCCCAUAGCUUAGAGAAAUCAGCCUUUUUUUCUCUCCCGCGAAAGCCUCCUUCCUGUGCUUAGAAAGAUGGGGAGUGGAGAGCCUAAUCCUGCUGGCAAGAAAAAGAAGUACCUCAAGGCUGCCCUGUACGUGGGUGACUUGGACCCAGAUGUUACUGAGGACAUGUUAUAUAAAAAGUUCAGGCCUGCUGGCCCUCUGCGCUUCACCCGAAUCUGCCGUGACCCUGUGACCCGCAGCCCCCUGGGCUAUGGCUAUGUUAACUUCCGCUUUCCUGCAGAUGCUGAGUGGGCCCUGAAUACCAUGAAUUUUGAUUUGAUUAAUGGCAAACCUUUCCGCCUCAUGUGGUCUCAGCCAGAUGACCGGUUAAGAAAGUCUGGAGUUGGAAAUAUAUUCAUCAAAAACCUGGACAAAUCCAUAGAUAAUAGGGCCCUUUUUUAUUUAUUUUCUGCUUUUGGGAACAUUCUCUCCUGCAAAGUCGUAUGUGAUGACAAUGGCUCUAAGGGUUAUGCCUAUGUGCACUUUGACAGCCUGGCCGCUGCCAAUAGAGCCAUCUGGCAUAUGAAUGGGGUGCGGCUCAACAACCGCCAGGUGUAUGUUGGUAGAUUCAAAUUCCCAGAAGAGAGGGCAGCUGAAGUCAGAACCAAGGAUAGAGCAACUUUCACUAAUGUUUUUGUUAAAAACUUCGGAGAUGACAUGGAUGAUGAAAAACUGAAGGAAAUCUUUAGUGGAUAUGGGCCAACUGAGAGUGUUAAGGUAAUAAGAGAUGCUAGUGGGAAAUCUAAGGGCUUUGGAUUUGUGAGGUAUGAGACGCACGAGGCUGCCCAAAAGGCUGUGUUAGACCUGCAUGGAAAGUCCAUCAAUGGGAAAGUUCUGUACGUAGGGCGAGCACAGAAGAAAAUUGAACGAUUGGCUGAGUUAAGACGAAGAUUUGAACGGCUGAGAUUAAAAGAAAAAAGUCGGCCUCCGGGGGUGCCUAUCUAUAUUAAGAACCUGGAUGAGACCAUCGAUGAUGAAAAACUGAAGGAAGAAUUUUCUUCCUUUGGAUCAAUUAGCCGGGCCAAAGUGAUGGUGGAAGUAGGGCAAGGCAAAGGGUUUGGUGUUGUCUGCUUCUCCUCUUUUGAAGAUGCUACCAAAGCAGUGGAUGAGAUGAAUGGUCGCACAGUGGGCUCCAAGCCCCUGCAUGUCACCCUGGGCCAGGCCAGGCGCAGCCUUUUUCAGCUUUUCAAAACAGUCACUGUACAAACUUCAAAUGUGCCCAGGAGAAGAAAAUUAAGAACAUUGCUUUGUGAUUGUAAACCAUCAUAUUAAAAGUUAUUCUGGUGAGACUAUUCUGUACAAAAAACUUCUUCAUAUACUGUUGCCUUUCUGGUUGUAUCUAUGAUUAAGGGGACAAACAAAAUGUUACAUGUUAAUUGAUAUUUUCAGUACAGGGGAAAAUGUAAGAAUACUAUGUGUUUAAGGGAAUAUUUAGGAAUGGUGUGAAUGCCAUCCUACCUAUAAAUAAAUGGCUUUAUUUAAGGAAAUAGUUUAAAAUGCAUCAGUAAAUUACUGAAUAUAGAUGAUAUAUGUGUUCCCAGCAUCUACGUUAAUACCUGGAAUAUAGUUAGCAUUCCAUGGUUGCUUUUUGAAUUAUCCCUCAAUUUGUUUGUUUUUCAAUUGUCUCCUCAGUAUUUCACAGGAGAAAUGAGUUAUUACAGAAUAAGCCAUUUUUUAAUCAAAUUUCAUCCCAUAAAGAAAUAAUUGAGAGCUGAUUAGUUACAUAGAUUGGCGCUUCUAAUAUGGUGUUACUGGUGACAUAGACUAGUGCUUAUCCUGUUGAGAUGUUAUCAAUACUUUUACACUUCUCAUGAUUUCUUUUUUUAUUAUUGUUCAACAAUUUAUUGAUGAGUUUAUCUUAGACAAAGCUUCUAAUAAUUGACAUAAGUUAAAUGAAAGUAUAUUUGUAUAUAUUUUUUAAAUAAAUUAAUGGGAUGUUGCUUCAAGACCAAGACAAUUUCCACAAGGCCUUGUUCCUACAUUAAAUCAAGUGAUCACAAGAAUCCCUGAAAAACUAGUGCUUGUGCAUGUGAAAUUAAUUGUUUCUUACAUACUUCAUGGUGUUACUUCCCAAGAAAUAUAACCUAACAAAUGCUUUCUUUGAGAUUCAAGAGAGUUAAUAUAACCACUUGGCUUCAAGGGAUCAUGGUCAGUAGUUAGAAAUAAUCUAGCUACCAUUGGAAAUCUGAGAAAGGCCUAACUCAAUGUACAAAUAUUGAGGAUAUAAUUUAUAUGAAACUUAAAAAAAAUAACUCCAAGUACUUUCACCGUCAAAAGUCAAAUUCAGUUUUAAAACAUCUCCCAUUUGGCACACAAAAAUGACCAGUGUUCUCAUUAAAUUUCUCAACAGAAGUUUGGAGCCUUUGCAUUUUAUUUAAUUAAGAAAAUAUUUAGUUCUUUGGAGAGACUUGCAAGAAAAGAGAUGAGUGAUGCUAUUAUAUGUCAUGACUGUCUCAGUUAUCAGAGUAAAUUAGUUUCUUUGUUUUAAAACUAGUAAGUGAAACACCAGGUGUUGGCAUCUUUUCUAUAAAAAAAAUAAGCCUUCUAUAAUGUAGAAUAAAUAAUUUUACAAAUUUUUGAGAUUGAUUUAAAAUUUCUAAAAAGGUAAAUUAUACUUUUGGAAAAGCAAAGACUUUUUAAAUCAAUAUUUAGGAGCAUUUGAAAAGUAAUUUUAAGCAAAUUUACACAGGAUUGCAAAUGACUCCUUUUUUUAUUAAAUUAAAAUUGACAUACUAAUUAUAUUAGUUUCAGGUGCACAACAUAUUGAUUCAACAAUUCUAUACAUUACUAUAUGCUCACCAUGGUAAGUGUAAUCACCACCUGUCACUGAACAAUGUUAUUACAAUAUUAUCGACUACAUUCCCUGUGUUGUAUUUUCAUCCCCAGGACUUACUUCAUAACUGGAAGUUUGUACCUUUUAAUACCAUUCAUCUAUUUUACCCACUUCCAGUUUGUUCUCUGUAUUUAAGA
Prionailurus viverrinus (fishing cat) is the source of this 3596-nucleotide messenger RNA. RefSeq names its product polyadenylate-binding protein 5. NCBI's taxonomy places the organism in Eukaryota, Metazoa, Chordata, Mammalia, Carnivora, Felidae. Bases 657 to 1898 code for a protein of 413 amino acids. The transcript is spliced from 2 exons. Gene Ontology annotation, molecular function: RNA binding. Gene Ontology annotation, cellular component: ribonucleoprotein complex. The record is from RefSeq and is a predicted model, not a curated record.